AUGAACGAGGCAAAUGGUAAUCAUUCCAUCAUCACCACAACUAAUCAGAGUGAUACAAACCGGCAAUCUGAAUCGCCGGCACGCACGAUUGACUCACAUGACUCAACAACGGGCAGCAUGGAUACCAUUGUCGAUCGGGCAACCCACCACAGUAACAAUAACAGUAUGGGCAAUAUUGCUGUGGCAAUGGGUGGUAAUGUUAAUGCUUCUUCUUCUUCACCAUCGAUGGCCAACAACAACCAUGAGGAAAUGAUGCAGACCACAAUUGAACAGAGUACCAACACCACAAAUAUGCACAACAGUUUAACCAAUUCCGAAAUAGCCAUGUUGCAACAACAAACUACAAACGGAAGUGAUGAUGAAUUAAUGCCGACUACACCGCAACAACAACAACAAAAUUCCAACCACAGCAACAACAACAAAUCGUCCAUGACAAAUGGCAAACCAAUGGAUGCACAAAGUCACAUUUAUUCCAGUCCCGUCUAUGAUGAGAAACCACCACAGCCAUUAAAACUAACAGCUGCCACACUGGUGGACACCGUCAAGGAUGACAGCUUGAAGAAACCCAAAUUAAUAUCCCACGAAGAAUUCAAACAACAGUUGCAAGAAACCAUAGCCUCCCGGGCAGCAACAUUAGAUUCGAGAAUUAGUAAAAAACAAAGAUUUCCACCAGAACUCAUCAAGGAUGAUCGUAGUUCGGUGAAAUCGGUAAAAUCCCUAAAAAAGAAAUCUGCCUCAUUUAAACCGAAAAGUAGCACCGCCUGUUGCUCGGCAUUUCCAGUACAAAUUAUUUUGGGCCUACUACAGUUGUUGUUGGCCAUUUCAUUGGUGGCAUUGGGUUCUUUGUUAAUUGUACGCGAAGCAGCGUUGUCCACAGCUGGCUGUGGUAUUUGGACGGGUUUGAUUGCUGCAGUAACUGGAUCAUUGGGUGUCGUGGGUCUGCGUAAGACCCAAACAUCAUUUUUGGCAUUGAGUUUAGUGUGUAUUGCCACGAGUACUUUGGCCUUGGCCAUAUCGGGUGUUGGACUAUCACGUGAUGUUAACCAAUCGAAGGAAGAGUUCGAUUUAUUGAAUGCCAAAAGUGAAAUUUCCGCUGCAUCUGGUCUCAUUUUCACUUUAUUUCUACAUUUUGUUGUCAGUGUGGUUUCCGUUUAUCGCUGUGCAUUGCAAAUGUGUUCAAGAUCCAAAAAUGCUGAAUUGCAGGACAUCAUCAUUAAGUCAAAUGCAAAUGGCUUGGCCUUGGACCCAGAGAAAAUUGAUCAGUAUAUGAAGGCAAUGUCAAUGGCUGGAAGUGAAAAGGUUUGUGAAAUCAAUGACAAAUUGGCUGCCAUGUGGAUGUAUGCUGCUGCCCAAAAUGGUACAAUGGGUACACCAAAACCCAAAAUGGCCCCCAAUGGAAGACCUGUUAUGUUGAUACCAGCAUCUGGAAGCAUGACACCAUCUAUGGUACCACAACCAAUGCUACCACCACCCGCAAUGGCUCCAACUAUGGCACCAGCUCCCGCAUAUCGUGGCGGUAUGACUUUACCCAUGAUGAGAACUGCUUCGAUGCCCAUCAUCUAUGGACCACCACCAGCCCUUUAUGCUGCAAGUAUGCCCGCCCCUAGUAUGACCGGAACUUAUCGUACACAACGCAGUACAAAAUCAAUUGAUGCGCGUAAGAAACGUCGUGCUGCUGGACAAAUUUUACGUUCGGGUAAAUCUGAUGCCAAUCGUCGUCAACGUCGUAAAUCUGAUGCUGAUGUCAUUGAUGGCAACCCAUCGUUUCAAUAUACCGGUUUAGAUCGUGCUAUAGCUGAUAAUUUUUUGGCUCGUCAGGAACAACAGACACAUGUGGGACAUAAUGACUAUUCGUCAUCGUCUGGUGCUAGUGACACAUAUGGACAAACGACAAUGAUGAAUGGCGGUGGUGGUAAUGGUCCUUCGAGAGCAUCGUCAAAAACGAAAAUAGUUUGUCGUGAUGUUGUUAUGUAA
This is a messenger RNA of Musca vetustissima, 1974 nucleotides long. RefSeq lists its product as uncharacterized. Gene Ontology annotation, cellular component: membrane. The record is from RefSeq and is a predicted model, not a curated record. NCBI's taxonomy places the organism in Eukaryota, Metazoa, Arthropoda, Insecta, Diptera, Muscidae. Bases 1 to 1974 code for a protein of 657 amino acids. The transcript is spliced from 5 exons.